Rhipicephalus microplus (southern cattle tick) is the source of this 1551-nucleotide messenger RNA. Its product is annotated as piggyBac transposable element-derived protein 2-like. Lineage: Eukaryota; Metazoa; Arthropoda; Arachnida; Ixodida; Ixodidae. The record is from RefSeq and is a predicted model, not a curated record.
AUGGACCCGGGUGCAUUUUAUGGAAAAUUUGCUGCGAAAGUGCCCCCCGACUACAGUGAUGACUCUGACCUGGAUUCAUCGAGCGACGAAGAGCCUAAAAACGCUGUUUUAGCCCGGACAACAUUACCAGCUGACAGUGAGGAUGAAAAGGUCUCAGGAGCUCCAAGCACGGCCAGUAUCGCUCGAAGGCUUGAAGAAAUCCCCAAGCCUUCGAAGGAUUCUCCCACAUGGAAGGCUGUCCGAGGCUCCUCGAGUAAUGCCAUGCCUGAGUGGAAAGACGCACAACCCUACCCUUCCCCGGUGGAGUCUCCCAUCACCUAUUUCAGAAACUUCUUUGACGUGACAUUCCUGUCUCACAUCUGUGAGCAGUCCUCCCUGUAUAGCGCUCAGAGGAAUCCAAACAAAGUUGCUUCAAUGACAGCCAAUGAUUUAGAGCAGUUCAUCGGUACAGUGCUCACUAUGUCGCUUAUGAAGCUGCCUCAAACACGCAUGUACUGGUCGCAGAGGUUCCGAGUCGGUCAAGUCGCCGACACCAUGACGAGAGACAGGUGGGAAAUCAAGCAGUCGCCGAAUUUUAGUGACAACCAGGAAGCACCAAACCAGAAUGACCCCGAACGUGACAGGCUUUACAAAGUGCGGCCCCUGUUGGACCACCUGGUCGCCAAAUGCCGCGAGAUACCAAAAUCUCAAAAGCUAUGCGUUGAGCAGCUGGUGCCGUUCAAAGGCCGCAGCUCAUUGAAGCAGUAUUUGCCUAACAAGCCCAAAAAAUGGGGUUAUAAGCUUUUCCUUCUCUGCGAUAAACGUGGCACAAUGUACAACUUUGAAGUUUACACAGGCAAAAUUCUUCCUCAGCAAGGUUUUAACGACAUCGGCGCAAGCGGCAACAUCGUCCUGCGAAUGGCGAGUAUCGUGCCCCGCGGUCUAGACUACAUCUUGUAUUUUGACAACUGGUUUUGCGGCAUGGACUUGCAAGUAGUCCUCAAGAAGGUUGGAAUCAGUUCCGUAGGGACAGUACGCGAGGCUCGCCUAAAAGGAUGCAAACUUCCAUCCGACAAAGAUCUGAAGAAGAAAGGGCGUGGCUCUUACGUGGAAAUGGCGACCACAUUUGAAGGGGCCGUGAAGCGCAUCGACAAGAAGACCCGAACGACUGUGAGCAUACCCCGCCCUGCUAUUGUCGGCAUCUACAAUGAAUGCAUGGGUGGUGUUGAUCUUAUGGACAUGCUUGUGGCACUCUACCGCAUCCACAUAAGGUCAAAAAAGUGGUACAGGAGGCUCUUUUUUUAUUUAUUAGAUGUAGCAGUUGUCAACUACUGGCUCCUCUACCACCGAGAUGCCACCGUGGCUAGCGUGCCUUGCAAGCACCAAAUGACCCUGCUAACAUUCAAAGCAGACAUUGCCUGCACGCUGAGGCAACAGGGAAAGGUAUCAACACCUUCGAGGAAGCGACCAUUGGGCCCAUCAAAAGUCGAGAAUGAAUCACAGGCAAAGAAGUGGCAUGGGCCAUCAGCUCCUGUUCCAUGCAAGAAGAUAAGGCUCGACAAAUUCAAGUAG